GCGGGGCUCAGUACCUUGUCAUCGCCAGCCAGGACCACUGUAGCACACUCAGUGUAGUGUCGCAGUAAUCUGGCUCCAUCUCCCCUCCUCCUUGCCAUCAUCAACAGAAUCCCUUGAAGAUCAAUCUGCCGGGACCUUCACUUCAGUCAUCUGUAACCACUAGAUAGAUCAUCUACACUUCAGACUUUUCGCUCCUAAUACUCACAAUUAAGCCUGCCCAAGACUUUUUCCCCAAACGCCACGUCUGCCUCAACGAUGCGUCUGUUACUUGUCAACGUGUGUGUCAUUUUGUUGACAUGUGCUGUCAUCAAGGCGGACAAUACGGCCGACAAAGAAACCUUGGCCAAACAUGACGCCGUGCUUAGCAGAGUUAAGUCUUCAUUCUUGAAGAACAAUAACAACAUCAGGCUACUGAUACAACUCGUCCAAGAGCAUUUUGACAACUCCCUCAAAUAUCUGUUUUCUAGCAAGCAGUAUGGAAGUCAGUAUGUAGAGCGUCCUGGUCUGGCCAAAUAUCUAUUAGAGGCAAGUGACAAGCAAUGGAAGAAUGCUUUUGAUGUCCUAAAGAAGUUCCUUCAGCGUGGUGGUACCUUUGAAGAUGGUAAUUUUAUCUUUAAUGUCACAGGAAAGGGUGAACUUUCUUUGUACGAAACUGCGGACAUCAGCGACAGAUAUGUGAGCACGUUGAGAAAUGUUCUGGACGAUUCUCUGAACUUAUCCAAGAAUUUGAACAAGCUUUACCUAAAAACAUUUAAAAAUCAAACAAACUUUGGAGAUCUGGAGAUAUCCCAUUAUUUGACCGACAAGCUUGAGGAAGAGGCAGAGCGUACACGUGAACUGGCCGGCCAUGUUGUUACCCUCCAGAAGAUGAACAGCCUUGGUGUGGCUCUCCACCUGUUUGAUUCCCACUUUUAAAUUUUGUAUUCCUAUUGCUCCGAUUCUUUAUUCCAGACUUGGAAGAACUAUGCUGCCAUGUAUAUUAUUUUUAUUUUUUUUGAGGUCAUUAUAGUUAUCAUUUCAUUCAAUCUUAUUUACAUGGAAAUUCAUGGCACAAAAGUUGCAUCUGUUUUAUCAAAGAAAUGUAUAAGCGGAAAGGAAUAAGAAAGAAGCAUAUGGAAUACAUGGGAUUGUAGAGGCUAGCAAUAUGUGGGUUGAUUAAGAAAAUUGUCCUGUAUUUCUUUUCCAGCCAGGUCUACAUUAUUUUGCUUUAACUAUUUACUGCAAUUAUAUUGUGACCUCGGUAAAUAAUUAACAAAGAAAUUAAUUGCAUUAUAUAUAUAACUACAUACUGAUAUAGUAGGAAGAUGACUGACAUCAGCCCGGAGAUCAAGGACACACCCCCUUCAUUCAUGUUAUAGUCUGUGCAUAUAUUCAUUACUUUGACCCUCUUUACUCCAUUGCAUUUCUUGAUAACGUGCUAAUACCGGUACUCGAAAGCACACUGAAUUAAUAUUUUUUGCUUAUACAGCAUACAUAAAUAUAGCCAGCAAAAUAUUUAACCUCUCAUUAUGAUACUACAUAUCUAUUGUUAGCAUAACUCACCACAGUACAUCUAGAAUUUGCAUAUUGUAUCAUUUAUUUGAGCAGGUGUUAAAACAUCUACAACUUGACCCUUUUGAGAUUUAUGACUAAAGUGUUUGUAUUUUAAUAUAUGCAUUUUUUCCAAAACUAUGAAAUGCACAAACCAUGGCUCCUGUAAUAUAUAUAUUAAUGUUGUACCAAUAUUAGGACCAUAAUUCAAACAAGUACUGCACAAUACUUUAAAAGAUAAAUGUUGUUGUUUCUGUAUCAUUUAGUAAUAGUACUAACAAAAUCA
This is a messenger RNA of Procambarus clarkii (red swamp crayfish), 1816 nucleotides long. RefSeq names its product ferritin light chain. The record is from RefSeq and is a predicted model, not a curated record. NCBI's taxonomy places the organism in Eukaryota, Metazoa, Arthropoda, Malacostraca, Decapoda, Cambaridae.